Messenger RNA from Knipowitschia caucasica, 4578 nucleotides. Lineage: Eukaryota; Metazoa; Chordata; Actinopteri; Gobiiformes; Gobiidae. The record is from the annotation of a GenBank genome assembly.
AUGUUCAACGGAGAAAUCCUCCGGGUGUUGGUGAAGGAGGAAGAGGAGGACAGGCCGCUGUCGGCGCUGGCCGCGGCAGGAGGAGGACCAGCAGGAGUCCUGCUGCAGCAGGAGGAGGACCAGCAGGAGUCCUGCUGCAGCAGGAGGAGGACCAUCAGGAGUCCUGCUGCAGCAGGAGGAGGACCAUCAGGAGUCCUGCUGCAGCAGGAGGAGGACCAUCAGGAGUCCUGCCGCAGCAGGAGGAGGACCAUCAGGAGUCCUGCUGCAGCAGGAGGAGGACCAUCAGGAGUCCUGCUGCAGCAGGAGGAGGACCAUCAGGAGUCCUGCUGCAGCAGAAGGAGGACCAGCAGGAGUCCUGCUGCAGCAGGAGGAGGACCAUCAGGUGUCCUGCUGCAGCAGGAGGAGGACCAUCAGGAGUCCUGCUGCAGCAGGAGGAGGACCAUCAGGAGUCCUGCUGCAGCAGGAGGAGGACCAUCAGGAGUCCUGCUGCAGCAGGAGGAGGACCAUCAGGAGUCCUGCUGCAGCAGGAGGAGGACCAUCAGGUGUCCUGCUGCAGCAGGAGGAGGACCAUCAGGUGUCCUGCUGCAGCAGGAGGAGGACCAUCAGGAGUCCUGCUGCAGCAGGAGGAGGACCAUCAGGAGUCCUGCUGCAGCAGGAGUCCUGCUGCAGCAGGAGGAGGACCAGCAGGAGUCCUGCUGCAGCAGGAGGAGGACCAGCAGGAGAGGAUCCACCUCAGAGACCAGACUGAAGCAGGACGUCCCAAAGACUCUUCACAUCAAAGAGGAACCGUCAGAACAGAGCCUCAACCAGGAGGAAGAGGAGGAGGAGGAAGAGCAGCUCCCAGAGUUCACUGCUGUGUGUGUGAAGAGUGAAGAAGAACCAAGAGACCAUGAUGAAGACUAUGAUGAAGACUGGGGACAUCCAGGCAGCAGUUCUACUGCACAGAUGCAGACAGAGGCUGAGGGAGACCUCUACAACCAAGUCCACACACAGGGACUGUCAGGGACCGGACCCAGAGACCUGCUGUCAGGGACCGGACUGUCAGGGACCGGACUGUCAGGGACCGGACUGUCAGGGACCGGACUGUCAGGGACCGGACUGUCAGGGACCGGACCCAGAGACCUGCUGUCAGGGACCGGACCCAGAGACCUGCUGUCAGGGACCGGACCCAGAGACCUGCUGUCAGGGACCGGACCCAGAGACCUGCUGUCAGGGACCGGACUGUCAGGGACCGGACUGUCAGGGACCGGACUGUCAGGGACCGGACUGUCAGGGACCGGACUGGCAGGGACCGGACCCAGAGACCUGCUGUCAGGGACCGGACUGUCAGGGACCGGACCCAGAGACCUACUGUCAGGGACCGGACUGUCAGGGACCGGACUGGCAGGGACCGGACCCAGAGACCUGCUGGGACAGGCUGAAAAGGGGAAAAGUGCCUUUAGAGAAAGCUUUGCAAGGCUUGGGGAACUACGCUCCAUAGUUCAACCUGGUACUCCUGUAUUGGCACUGACAGCUACAGCUGAUCUUGCUGCCAGGGCUAGGGUGGUGGAGAAUGAGAAGAUCCUGUGGGACUUCCAGAUACAGACCGACCGAAUGGUAAUGAACCAACCUGACAUCGUGGUGGUGGACAAAGGGCAGAGGACAGCCGUGGUGGUGGACAAAGGGCAGAGGACAGCCGUGGUGGUGGACAAAGGGCAGAGGACAGCCGUGGUGGUGGACAAAGGGCAGAGGACAGCCGUGGUGGUGAACAAAGGGCAGAGGACAGCCGUGGUGGUGGACAAAGGGCAGAGGACAGCCGUGGUGGUGGACAAAGGGCAGAGGACAGCCGUGGUGGUGGACAAAGGGCAGAGGACAGCCGUGGUGGUGGACAAAGGGCAGAGGACAGCCGUGGUGGUGGACAAAGGGCAGAGGACAGCCGUGGUGGUGGACAAAGGGCAGAGGACAGCCGUGGUGGUGGACAAAGGGCAGAGGACAGCCGUGGUGGUGGACAAAGGGCAGAGGACAGCCGUGGUGGUGGACAAAGGGCAGAGGACAGCCGUGGUGAUGGACAAAGGGCAGAGGACAGCCGUGGUGGUGGACAAAGGGCAGAGGACAGCCGUGGUGGUGGACAAAGGGCAGAGGACAGCCGUGGUGGUGGACAAAGGGCAGAGGACAGCCGUGGUGGUGGACAAAGGGCAGAGGACAGCCGUGGUGGUGGACAAAGGGCAGAGGACAGCCGUGGUGGUGGACAAAGGGCAGAGGACAGCCGUGGUGGUGGACAAAGGACAGAGGACAGCCGUGGUGGUGGACGUGGCAAUUCCAAGCGAUGGGACCCCGGUGAACCGCAUCCCCAUCAUGGCGAAGCAGGUCCUGGACCUGUACAGUCUGUAUGAGUUGGUGACAGACAAAGGAGGUUUAGUGGAGGUCAUCAACAAGAAGCUGUGGAGAGAGAUCACCAAAGGCCUGAACCUGCCCACCUCCAUCACCAGCGCCGCCUUCACCCUGAGGACGCAGUACAUGAAGUACCUGUACCCAUAUGAAUGUGAGAAGCGUGGGCUGAGUAACCCUAACGAGCUGCAGGCCGCCAUCGACAGUAACCGCAGAGAAGGUCGUCGGCAGAGCUUCGGCACCAGCCUCUUCACCUACUCUCCCAACGGGACCCCCACCAUGCUGUCCUCCUCCAAGACCUCUGGCCUCCCCCUGGGCCUCUCUGUGGGCACGGCCUCCAACGGGACCUUCAGCCCCAUCCACAAGAUCAAGAACGAGGACGGGGUCCAGCCUGUACCUGUGAGCCUUGGUCGUUACCCUGGGGGGGUACAGGCGGCUCUAGCUCAGGUGGCAGCUCUGGAGCAGCUCAGGGACAAACUGGAGACAGGAGAACCUCCAGAGAAGAAGAAGGCCCUCCCCCCACAGGACCAUCACAGACUGCUGCAGAGAGCUCUACAGCACAACCUGCUGGCUAUGAGCCACAUGCCCAUCCGCAUCAACCAGCACACAGGAGGAGGGGGUCAGAGUGUGAGGAGGAGGAGGAGGGGGUCAGAGUGUGUGGAGGAGGAGGAGGGGGUCAGAGUGUGUGGAGGAGGAGGAGGAGGUCAGAGUGUGUGGAGGAGGAGGAGGAGGUCAGAGUGUGAGGAGGAGGAGGAGGAGGAGAGUGUGAGGAGGAGGAGGAGGAGGAGGUCAGAGUGUGAGGAGGAGGAGGAGGGUCAGAGUGUGAGGAGGAGGAGGAGGAGGUCAGAGUGUGAGGGAGGAGGAGGAGGAGGUCAGAGUGUGAGGAGGAGGAGGAGGACAGAGUGUGAGGAGGAGGAGGAGGUCAGAGUGUGUGAGGAGGAGGAGGAGAGUGUGUGGAGGAGGAGGAGGAGGUCAGAGUGUGUGGAGGAGGAGGAGGAGGUCAGAGUGUGUGGAGGAGGAGGAGGAGGUCAGAGUGUGUGGAGGAGGAGGUCAGAGUGUGUGGAGGAGGAGGAGGUCAGAGUGUGUGGAGGAGGAGGAGGUCAGAGUGUGAGGAGGAGGAGGAGGAGGUCAGAGUGUGAGGAGGAGGAGGAGGAGAGUGUGAGGAGGAGGAGGAGGUCAGAGUGUGAGGAGGAGGAGGUAGAGAGGAGGAGGAGGGUCAGAGUGUGUGGAGGAGGAGGAGGAGGUCAGAGUGUGUGGAGGAGGAGGUCAGAGUGUGUGGAGGAGGAGGUCAGAGUGUGUGGAGGAGGAGGAGAGGUCAGAGUGUGUGGAGGAGGAGGUCAGAGUGUAUGGAGGAGGAGGAGGUCAGAGUGUAUGGAGGAGGAGGAGGUCAGAGUGUGUGGAGGAGGAGGGGGUCAGAGUGUGUGGAGGAGGAGGAGGUCAGGGUGUGAGGAGGAGGGAGGACAGAGUUGUGAGGGAGGAGAGAGGAGGAGGUCAGAGUGUGGAGGAGGAGGUCAGAGUGUGUGGAGGAGGAGGUCAGAGUGUGGGAGGAGGGGUCAGAGUGUGAGGAGGAGGAGAGGAGGAGAGGUCAGAGUGUGGAGGAGGAGGAGGUCAGAGUGUGAGGAGGAGGAGGAGGAGGGAGGUCAGAGUGUGAGGAGGAGGAGGUCAGAGUGUGAGGAGGAGGAGGAGAGUGUGAGGAGGAGGAGGAGGUCAGAGUGUGAGGAGGAGGAGGAGGUCAGAGUGUGGAGGAGGAGGAGGAGGAGGUCAGAGUGUGGAGGAGGAGGAGGAGGAGGUCAGAGUGUGAGGAGGAGGAGGAGGAGGUCAGAGUGUGAGGAGGAGGAGGAGGAGGAGGAGGAGGAGGUCAGAGUGUGUGGAGGAGGAGGAGGUCAGAGUGUGUGGAGGAGGAGGAGGUCAGAGUGUGUGGAGGAGGAGGAGGUCAGAGUGUGGAGGAGGAUGAGGGGGUCAGAGUGUGUGGAGGAGGAGGAGGAGGUCAGAGUGUGUGGAGGAGGAGGAGGAGGUCAGAGUGUGAGGAGGAGGAGGAGGUCAGAGUGUGUGGAGGAGGAGGAGAGUGUGUGGAGGAGGAGGAGGAGGUCAGAGUGUGUGGAGGAGGAGGAGGAGGUCAGAGUGUGUGGAGGAGGAGGAGGAGGUCAGAGUGUGAGGAGGAGGAGGAGGAGGUCAGAGUGUGUGGAGGAGGAGGAGGAGGUCAGAGUGUGA